Messenger RNA from Anolis carolinensis (green anole), 947 nucleotides. RefSeq names its product LSM1 homolog, mRNA degradation associated (gene lsm1). Gene Ontology annotation, biological process: deadenylation-dependent decapping of nuclear-transcribed mRNA. Gene Ontology annotation, molecular function: RNA cap binding. Gene Ontology annotation, cellular component: P-body; Lsm1-7-Pat1 complex. The record is from RefSeq and is a predicted model, not a curated record. The transcript is spliced from 4 exons. Lineage: Eukaryota; Metazoa; Chordata; Lepidosauria; Squamata; Anolidae. Bases 21 to 578 code for a protein of 185 amino acids.
CUCGGCCCCGCCCCGCCCCCAUGCCUUACUCGUCCUCCUCCCCGCUAAGCGACGGCGGCCUCGCGGCUGCUGCUGCUGCUUCUUCUUCUUCCUGCCCCGCCGAGGCGUCUGCUUCCGGGCCGGGAGCCGGGCAGCCUCCGUCGCGGGCCGAUGCGGGCGCGGGCUCCGGGGCGAAGAUGAACUACAUGCCGGGGACGGCGAGCCUCAUCCAGGACAUCGAUAAGAAACAUUUGGUUCUCCUUCGAGAUGGCAGGACGCUGAUUGGGUAUUUGCGCAGCAUUGACCAGUUUGCCAAUUUGGUGUUGCACCAAACGGUGGAGCGCAUUCAUGUGGGGAAAAAGUACGGGGACAUCCCACGGGGCAUCUUUGUGGUGAGAGGCGAGAACGUCGUGCUCCUUGGGGAGAUCGACCUGGAAAAGGAAAGCGACACCCCUUUGCAACAAGUCUCAAUAGAAGAGAUUCUGGAAAUCCAGCGGGUGGAGCAGCAAACCAAGCAGGAAUCGGAGAAGCUCAAAGCACAAGCGCUGAAGGAGCGGGGUCUCUCCAUCCCACGGGCCGACACCCUGGAUGAAUACUAGACCUCGCAUCUGGACAAUGGAUGCUGUUUUCCUUUGGAAGGAUUUUUGUACCUUGCGGGGUGGACUGCUGCCUUAUUUCCUUUUAUAAUAGUUUAUCUUUUAUGUUAAUUUUUUGGAGCACUGAAUACAAUUGAAUCAUGAUCCAUUUCUCUUUUUUUCUUUUCACAAAAAUCACUGGUUUCCAAAGACCCUAAAAUAUGCCAGUGUUCUCAUGUAAGUGUUAAGAGUUCUGGCUUGGGACAAAAAUGUUUUCAUUGAGGCUGGGUUGUUUUUUGUUUUUGUUACAUCAUUUCAAAGGAGCGAGGGAGGGGAAGAAAAUCCCUCCUCCGGCGGUGUAUCAUGUGAAUAAAAUCUGACUCUUGCAACUGG